AUGUCUGAACCAACGGAAUCGCAAGUCGGCAGCAUGAACGCGAACCUGAAGGAGUCCUCCUCCUUCUCCUCGUUCGGGCCCGACCAGACGGAGAGCGUCUCGCGCGCGCCGGGGUCGUUGCAGGAGCGCCCGGUGGGCGUGGGCUUUGGGCGGGAGACGGGAGAGAACGGGGAGAACCCGAGUAUGGAGGCGAGGUUUAACUCAGGUGCCACAUUGGACCCGUCGUCACAGAUGAACGCGCAGUCGAUCUCGGGCGAGCGACGGGCUGCUGCCUAUGGGGGUGAACAAUUGCCGGCGGGCUGGCCCACGGAAGCGUCUGCGAAGGCGACGCAGACCGGGAUCAGUCGAGGUGCUGCAUUGGACGACCUACGGGAUGAGCUCGGUUCCGUAGGAGGUCAGACGAGUACCGUGACGCCUCAGUCCCGGGGCGCUUGAGCGCGUGCGGUGUAUUCAGACGCAUUUAGUUGUAUCAUAAAUCACUCCACUUGUAUUUAUAGGCAUGUCAGAAUGAACUCGAACUGAAUAGCGUCC
Gloeophyllum trabeum ATCC 11539 is the source of this 531-nucleotide messenger RNA. RefSeq lists its product as uncharacterized. The transcript is spliced from 4 exons. Lineage: Eukaryota; Fungi; Basidiomycota; Agaricomycetes; Gloeophyllales; Gloeophyllaceae. The record is from RefSeq and is a predicted model, not a curated record. The coding region runs from base 1 to 435 and encodes 144 amino acids.